UUUUUAAGGCAAAUACUUCAGAUUUUACAAUGAUACAUGCCCAUAUAUCACCCAGUUACAUUUUUUUUUUUUUUUUUAUAAGCAGCCAGUCCGGAAGUGGAUUGGGAAAUCCGCUCGAUAGGGGGAUGUCAGUUGAAAAAACACAGAUCUGGCAACCUUAUAUGAUACCCAUAUCUGGCAACCUUAUUGACAACUUGAGCAGUAUAGAGGUGAUGAAUCAAACGUCUUAUAACCGCCAGCAGCACUAACACGACUUCAUCUCUUAUUAUCUGUUGAUGUAACAACACUAUACGGAUGGAAACGGCUACUAACAGCAGGUUGAGCAGCAGCGAUGUCAGGCAGGUAAUAAAAUCUGAUUUAAUCCGCUGAAAAUGAGCGAUAGAGCCGAGAUGAGAGGGCCCGCAGCCCGCCGGAGGAGGACGACCAUCUCCGGGUCUGGAGCUGGAGGAGCCGCGGCGGGUAAACAAGCCAACGGCAGCAAGUGGCAUCAUGAAGCCGGCGGAGACAAACCUCCACAGUAUGCCGCUAAUAGAGGCAACAAAACAGACGAGGUGUCCGGCAGACAUGCGAGUAACAACUGGAAGGUGGACAGAGAGAUGGAGACAUCAGGACAACAGCUCGCAAACAGUCCGAAGAAACACAGACAGAAGAGCGUGGUGGAGGAUUUCAACGACAGACUCAGCUGUCACGUCCUCCAGGAGUCUCUCUUAAGUUCAGCCAGUGGCUUCAGCAACUACAGAGGAAUCCUCAACUGGUGUGUCGUCAUGCUGGUGCUGAGUAAUGCACGCCUCUUCUUAGAGAACAUUAUAAAGUAUGGUAUCCUGGUGGACCCUAUCCAAGUAGUGUCUCUGUUCCUAAAGGACCCGUAUAGCUGGCCAGCAGCUUGCCUCAUCAUUGUGUUGAACGUGUUCAUCUUAGCAGCCUUGUACACAGAGAGGCGUCUGGCUGUGGGUACCAUUUCCCAAACGACGGGAAUGAUUCUUCACUUUUUUAACCUGACAUCCUUGUUGAUCUUCCCUUCAGCCACAGUGCUCACUGUGACCUCCAUGACCCCAGUGGGUGGUGUGCUCUCCCUAGGAAUCUACACAGUGCUGUUUCUCAAGCUGUACUCCUACCAAGACACCAACAGGUGGUGUCGACAAAUCAGACAAUUGAAAGCCAAGAGACUAACACGAUCAUACUCAUGUCCGUCUGUGGCACAACCCAAUGGUUCAGCAGUUCAUCCUCAUGUCUCCUACCCAGGCAACCUCACCCACAGAGACAUGUACUACUUUGUCUUUGCCCCGACUCUCUGCUACCAGCUCAACUUCCCGCGGUCACCUCGAAUACGCAUAAGGUUCCUGAUGAGAAGACUUGUUGAAAUGCUCUUCUUCACGCAGCUGUUGGUGGGAUUGAUACAGCAGUGGAUGGUUCCCACCAUACAGAACUCGAUGAAACCAUUCCAGGAAAUGGACUUUUCUAGGAUGGUGGAGCGCCUCCUUAAGUUAGCUGUCCCUAACCAUCUGAUAUGGUUAAUAUUCUUCUAUUGGUUCUUCCACUCCUCUAUGAACUUUGUGGCAGAGCUGCUGCAGUUUGGAGACAGAGAGUUCUACAAAGACUGGUGGAACUCUGAGACUGUCGUAUAUUUCUGGGCCAACUGGAAUAUCCCAGUUCACAAAUGGUGUCUGAGACACUUCUAUAAGCCAAUGUUGAGGAAUGGGGUCAACAAGUUUCUGGCUCAAACCGCCGUCUUCCUGGUGUCUGCCUUCUUCCACGAGUACCUGGUGAGUGUUCCUCUGAAGAUGUUCAGACUGUGGGCUUUUAUGGGAAUGAUGGCUCAGGUUCCCCUGGCUUGGUUUGUGGGUCGUUUCCUGAAUGGGAACUAUGGCAACGCCGCUGUGUGGAUCUCGCUCAUCAUCGGCCAGCCUGUCGCUGUGUUGAUGUACGUCCAUGACUACUAUGUCAUUCACUAUGGAACCACUACAUAGUACCGGACAAACACACACGCACGUGUUCCCACAGUCACACACAUAAACAUGUACAAGUCAUGUUGUAUAAACACACACACACACACACACCAGCCUGCAGGACAACUCAAUGAGUGAAUGUAGAGCGAGUUAAGGUGACUUUAAUAGAAAGCCCUGCUAAUAUGAACCUGUCAGUGAAAACAGCAACAGCAGGAAAAUCGUUUUUGAUUUUUGCACUACAGAGAAAUGGACCAUAGUAUGUCAGGAAAUGAUUCUAACAACAUGAGAAGUGCUUGCUUUAAAGCAGUAUUCCACUUUAGUAGGACAAACAUACCUUUGACCUUUGUAAUCAGCCUCAUGUAUUAGGAUCCGCAGUCACCACCUGCUCCUAAUAUCUGUAUCUGGCAUUGGACGUUUCAACUUCAGACAAAUGAUCCAAAGUGAAAUAACACUUGGAUCUCUGUUAUUGGAAUUGAUCCUCCACUGUCCGAUUUGUUAGAAGUGUGCUUUUAUCUUAAGCAGAUUUUGCUAAGUAAUAUUGGUGGUUGAUGAUUCAUGAGCUCAAAAAAAGUUUAGGUGCAAUUUCCUGAACUUUUAAAAGCACUUCAGUGCAUUCAAAAGUGGAAACGCUGCUUGUAACCAAGCACUCCUCGAGUUUUGGAAAACCAAAUGUGAACCACUGCCGAGCGAGCACAAGCCAGACGGGGAUCUUGCCAUCCUUGUAUCCAAAGGCAACAGAGAAAUGAUGAAGCCAGAUAAACAGUUUGUGUCUACAAGCUGAGGCUUUAAAAUAGCAAUGUAGGAUGUCUCCAGGUCUUCAAAUUGACCACAGCUUUUUAUAUAAAUUUUUGAUGCAGUGCAGUUGUUGAGUAUUAACGAAAUUUGUAAGAUAAGAAACUGAAGGAUGUGAAGCUAAAAGGUGAAGGAGAAACUGUAAAAGGACGUUUUUGUGACCGUAUUUGUACAGUCGUGGACCUCCAGGCAGCCUCUCCUCUUCUGUCUCUCAACUCUAAACAACAUCAAUGCAAGCUCUUAUUGUAACAGUACAGUACAUGCUACAGGUGUCUUGACUCUAGUGUCUUUUUGUGUUGCAUUUGACUUUAUCAGAUCAGUUUAUUUUAUACUUUGUAUUAUAAAUUAUGUGUGGGUACGCCUGUCUGCAGUUAUGUUGUGCCAAAUUAUAAUUUAUGUUGUGUUUUAUUUUAAAUCUGUGAUUUAAUGCAGUAGUUGAUUUACUGAUUUGAACCAAUGAAUGUGUUUUUGCACUUUAAAGAGAUGCAUGCUGUUGACUAAAGCAAUAGAUUUCUACGAAUGUAUUCUUUAAGUUGUAUCAAUCGUGGAAGGAAAAAUAUGUUUUGUUGAAAAUGAUUUGUAUGUUUUGUAAUUUGCUCGUUGUCGUGUAAGGAUGGUUCAGUUUGUUUCAAAGUAAAACAGCAGCUGCAGUGAUAAUAAUGAGAGUUUCAAACAGACCUUUAAUGCCACAGUUUUUUUCAGAAUUUCUAUUUUUUGGUUUGACCUAAUUUAAAGUUGCCAAUAAGGAUAUUGCCAUAUAAAAGUUAGUUGUUUUAUUUUACUUUUUUUAGGUUUUAAUCUGCUUUCCAAAUAUACAGUGACAGUUGACUUGGAGCCUUUACAUUUAUUUAUUUAUUUUUUAAAGAUUUGUCCUCUUUUCUUCCCUUAUUGACCACAUUCAGGGAAAACGUUGUUGUUAAAUUAUAACACCAGUUAUCAAAAAUACUGUGUUGGCAUUCCUUAUUGAAAUGUAUAAGUGCCUGCUGUAAAAAUAAGUUUAAACAAAAUAUCAAAACAUUAUAUAUACACCAGUUGUUUUGUUUAAAAAAGACACAGAGGCCAAAUACUUCCUAUACUUUGCCAGUCGAUUCAAAAAUGCAUUUAUAUUCAUGGUGUUUUGAAAUAUUUGGGAACUGAAGACUUACUGCCCGUAACCUAACCCUUUAGCAGUAUGACACCUUUCAUUUUUAAAGCAGUCAUUUUUAUGUUUUCGUGAAAACAAGAUGUUAUUUUGGAGAGCCUUAUUCAAUAGUCAUGCAUAAAUCUUAUCACGUUAUUGGUAUUUAAGCGUGCAAACGGCAGCUUUAAUAUCUGUUAGUCUGACACACUUUUAUCAACAAAUGUGACCCAGUUUAAAACUGAGCAGCAUUGACAUUUGUUCGAUCUUUAUAUUUUAAAUAGAAUGAACAUCUGAGGAUUAUUCUGUAAGUAGCACAUGUAGCAACAAUGUUUUGAGCACUAUAUUGACAACUAUCUCAAUGCCAAGAGCUGCUGUCUAGACAGCUUCUUCACAAAAUACAAAAUACAUGUUUCACUGGAUUCUCUGUUUAGUUUGGUGGAAAAACUAAGUAAAGUCACUAAAUUCAGUCGGUAUCAGAAAAUACCGGUGAAAUUCAAUAGUAAACAACUCAAAUAAUCAAAAAGUGCAAAUAGAAAUUUACAACAAAUUAUUAUUUUUCUCAUUUGUAUGAAUCUCCUGUGAAAAAUAUAUUUACUCAAUUGAGUUGUUUACUUUUAAUUCUGCCUUGCUUUGUUAUGUUUUUGUGGGAUUUCUUGAAAAGGAAAAUAUAAAGUGACAGGGUGUUUAACACGAGAAGGGUCGUCACCACAGCUUGAGAUGGGACGAUCAAAAUUAUUCUCCUGGUUCAUUUUUUUGUGUUAUUUUAGCGCUUCCUGUUUCACAUUAUUACUGCACUGUCUGCUCUUGGAAUAUGAGUUGAAGAUGCAGCUUUAAGUUGAACUGUCUUUAGUUGUUUUUGGAUGAUUUUGUGAUGCAACACGUAGUAAAAUGAAUGUAUUACUGAUCUGUUCAUACUGUACACAGAAAUCCAAAGUGAAACAAAGACUAUAUGUUUUGGGAAUGCAAAUCAUUUUCAUAGCCUUUCACUUGAAAUUAUUCGUGUUUGAUAAAGAUUAUUUAUAUUUGAUGAAUGGA
Molecule: messenger RNA, 4893 nt
Organism: Sebastes umbrosus (honeycomb rockfish)
Lineage: Eukaryota; Metazoa; Chordata; Actinopteri; Perciformes; Sebastidae
Gene: dgat1a
Product: diacylglycerol O-acyltransferase 1a
Exons: 17
Coding region: 372-1967 (531 amino acids)
Biological process (GO): triglyceride biosynthetic process
Cellular component (GO): endoplasmic reticulum membrane
Molecular function (GO): diacylglycerol O-acyltransferase activity
Source: RefSeq, a predicted model, not a curated record